Molecule: messenger RNA, 362 nt
Organism: Dentiscutata erythropus
Lineage: Eukaryota; Fungi; Glomeromycota; Glomeromycetes; Diversisporales; Gigasporaceae
Source: the annotation of a GenBank genome assembly
AUUUAUCUCAAGAUAACGAAAAUAAUGAUUACUUACCUCAAUCAAUUAGUUAUACCAAUGAAAGUGAAGAGAAUAACUUAGAACUUAUACAUACUGAUAACAAUUAUUCGAAUAUGGAAUUAGAAAUCUUAGCUAAAAGACAAAAUGAUAAUAGCUUUAAUGAAACUGAUAAAAGUGAAAGUGGGAUGAAUGAGUCUGAAAUUGCUAAUAAACCACCAACUAAAGAGUGGAAAAAAAUAGGUAGAUGUAAAGUUUUAGUUCCUGGCAAUAAAGAAGCUAAAAGUAAACAUAAAUGUAGAGUUCUAGUUCAUACUCAAGAAUCAACAACAAAUUUUGCAAGCCAUUUACUUACACAUGGACUU